GAAGUUGUUGGGCGCUAGGCCGGCUGGCGGGAGGGCGAGCGGGCUGCGGGCCGGCGGGCGGACCGGGCCGGGGUGGACAAGUUUGCGCGGCGGCUCGUGAGCGCAGGGUGCGGGCCCCGCCGGCCGCUGCGCGCCCGCUGCCAUGGCUUUCCGCAGGAGGACGAAAAGUUACCCGCUCUUCAGCCAGGAGUUCGUCAUCCACAACCAUGCGGACAUCGGCUUCUGCCUGGUGCUCUGCGUCCUCAUAGGGCUUAUGUUCGAGGUCACUGCCAAGACUGCCUUCCUAUUUAUUUUACCUCAGUAUAACGUUAGUGUGCCUACAGCAGACAGCGAGACCGUGCACUAUCACUACGGGCCGAAGGACCUGGUCACCAUCUUGUUCUACAUCUUCAUCACCAUCAUCCUGCAUGCUGUGGUUCAGGAGUACAUUUUAGACAAAAUCAGCAAACGGCUUCAUCUCUCUAAGGUCAAGCACAGCAAGUUCAAUGAAUCUGGACAGCUGGUCGUGUUUCAUCUCAGCUCGGUGGUCUGGUGCUUUUACGUGGCGGCGACGGAAGGAUAUCUAACAAACCCGAGAAGCCUCUGGGAAGACUACCCACACGUGUACCUCCCCUUCCAGGUGAAGUUUUUCUACCUGUGCCAGCUGGCCUACUGGCUGCAUGCACUUCCUGAGCUGUACUUCCAGAAGGUACGGAAGGAGGAAGUUCCCCGCCAACUCCAGUACAUCUGCCUCUACCUGGUGCACAUCGCCGGCGCGUACCUCCUCAACCUGAGCCGCCUGGGGCUGAUCCUGCUGCUGCUGCAGUACUCCACCGAGCUCCUCUUCCACAUGGCCCGGCUCUUCUACUUCGCGGACGAGAACAACGAGAAGCUGUUCAGUGCCUGGGCUGCUGUGUUUGGGGUCACCCGCCUCUGCAUCCUCACCCUCGCCGUGCUGGCCAUCGGCUUUGGACUUGCUCGCGUGGAAAACCAAGCUUUUGACCCCGAGAAAGGGAACUUUAACACCUUACUUUGCAGGCUCUGCGUGCUGCUGCUGGUGUGCGCUGCCCAGGCCUGGCUCAUGUGGCGCUUCAUCCACUCCCAGCUGCGGCACUGGCGGGAAUACUGGACCGAGCAGAGCGCCAAGCGGAGAAGCCCAGCGGCCCCUAGACUACCAUCAAGGCUCAUCAAGAGGGAAUCUGGUUACCACGAAAACGGAGUGGUGAAAGCAGAGAAUGGAGCCUCCCCACGGACUAAGAAACUCAAGUCUCCUUAAGGCCAAAGUGCUGAGAACAGGAAUCCUCUCUGGGGCCAGCAGGCAGCGGGAGCUCGGCCUCCGUCCCGCCCCCUCCUGCUCGCGAGGCUCCAUCUGAACCGCAGGAACCUGUCUUUAAACGGACCGUUCCUCUUUCUCACUUCUUGGCUUUCUCUCAUUCUCCGUACAUCGUUCUCAAUAAAACCAAAAAUCUCCCCGUCCCUCAGCCACCUCCUCUCGGCUCUGCUGGGUGCUCUGGACCCAGGUUCUCGCGGUCCUCUUCUGCCGCGGCCGCUGUCCCCUGCUUCACGGCUGCUGCUUUCUUCUCCGCGUCUCUUCCACGUCGCGCAGUUUUUCUGUCUUGAUUUUUACCAUGAGGGAGCUGAGAUCGUAGUCCUGGCCCCUCAGCCCCGGCGUCGGCCCAGGACCUGUCAGAGUCUAGAAGCCUCGUCCUGAGAAGCCUGCGCCUGGGCCAGCAGCGGCCCGGGUCCCCGUGUGGAUGGGCAGGAAGAGGAGAGACCGGCCCUCUUGGUGCUGACAGACGAGGUGCGUUUCCAGUUCUGCGUGCACUGUCCAGAGGCCCGCGGCGGCGCCGCCGCUCCCGGUGAAAACGCCCAGGCACUGGCUUGGUGACCCGACGGCUGGGUCCAGAAGACGGCUUGCCAGUGGCUGGCCCUGCGCGGGCCCAGCUGCCCUCGCCCUGCUGAGGAGGUGCAGGGUGUAGGACAGGUCUCCCCACUCUCCAGAGCGAGAGCAGGCGUGCGGAACAGCCGCUCUCCCGCGAAGGGACAGUGGGGCCGGCCCAGGCCUGCCUUCAGCAGCCCCGCUGCACCUGCUUUGCCAGCCGUUCACCAGCAUCCGGAACCAGAUCUGACAGCCGUGAAAGCCGGCCGGGCACGUGCCAGUCCGCAGCCCAGGCCCAGGCCGUCCUGUCAGGGCCAGCCCUGCUGCCUGGCUUCAUCUCUGCACCCACGGGAACAGCCGCCCCGGGAGGGCACCGUGCCGGUCGGCCCUGGCCCCUGGUCGAGUGUUGUUGGAACUGUCGUCGUCGUCGUCUGCUGACGCUGAGCACGCCCCGCUGUCGAUGGGGUUAACAGGACAGGCUGGCUGGGUGAGCAGACCGUGCCGAGGCCUGGUGCUGUCCUUCACUUAGUCCUACCUUCCUCCCGAGGCGAGGCCUCCGUGUCCUGCUGGGCCUUGUCGGCUUCCACAGAAGGGCGGGCCCUCAGAGGUCCUGUGUAAGAACUGAACCCCGUGCUGCGGUGAUGGGAGCCCUUCUUGUGGGUGCAGGGAUGUGAGGGUCAUCUGAAGGGCUGGCCCUCUUUCUGACAUCACAGUAGAAGCCAAGCUUUGGAUUACUGUCCAGAAUGGGGAGAUGGGUCUUUCAUCACCUGCAUCCGAGAUCAGUUUUAAAUCCCCAGAGGCUGAGGGAUUCGUUUCCUAACACCAUGUAGACCCUCAUCUCUCAGGAUCAGGUGCUGCUUCUGGUUCCUCUCGGGAAGGGGGACAGUGUUUCUGAAAACAGGCACCUCUCCCUUUCUCUGACACCUCUCUGGCCUGCAAGGCGGAACCAUAGUAAAAGGGUGGCCUGGUGGCUGCUGAUGGCCGUUCCGCCCGCAGCCUCCCCACCUGCCCCGGGCGCUCCCUGGGCAGGAGGCGUCCUCAGGUGAGCUCUGUUCAACGGGAGUGGGUCCUUCAGCAGAGCUGGGGUGGGUGCGAGAGCAGCUCCGAGUGCCCCGCGGGGCCACCACCUGGGGCCAGGUGGCUUCAGCUCCGUUGUCCAGGGCACGGAUUGUUCAGUGAGGAAGGGGAGUCAGAUCUCUGUUCUGUAAACACCUGAGACAGGAAGGCCAGCAUCUCACCCACGGGGCUUUGGCAGUGAUCUGAGGGAAGGGGUAAGAGGGUCAUUGUAGGGUGCAUGUCACCCCACGGCGUUCCGGGCACAUUUCUUUCAGAGCAGAGCCAAGUCUUUGGCAGGUUGGCUCAAACCAUGUCGCCAGCGGCCAGAAUAGCUCGAUUCCACCCCAUUCCGUGAGCUCUUUGGGCUGGCUUGUCCUGGUUGGGCCACUUUGGCUCUUUCCUUCCAUCUGAAACACUCCCGAGCGUGCGAACCGCCAGCCGGGGCCCUGUGAGACACCCCGCGUGGGAGAGGCCGGCUCGGUGCCACCCGCAGAGCGCAGGCUCCUCGGCCUCAGCAGCCGCUGCCCCUCCACACCUCUGACGGGCACCGCUGGGGACAGCCAGGCCGACGGCAGGAGAGGAGCAGAGGGGCCGAUUCCCUCCUUGGAGGCUCAGCGAUGGGAAAGUUAUUUUUACCAUCCAGGCCCUGGGAGCUGCACUAUUAAUAAGUCACAUGUGUCCCUUUAGAAGGUAGGGGACAGUUCUGAGGGAAGGGGAGCAGGCCGAGCCAAGAGGGGGCUGCUGCUCCCAUCUAGUCAGUUCUGGCCCUGUGCGUGUCUGCGCCCCCAGACCGAAGUCAUUGCCAAGAGAACCGUGUCCAUUUGUCCAGGGCAGAACCUAACAACAUUUCAGAAACCCAGAUAGCCAUCUGUGCUCCGGCCUCUCUGUCGGACCUCAGCCCCUCGGACCCUGGACGCCCCAGAAGCUUGGGCUGGCUCUUCCAGGGGUGUGUGCUGCUGGGUCAUCUUGGGGGACCUUCUUCCUCAGUGCCC
Molossus molossus (Pallas's mastiff bat) is the source of this 3906-nucleotide messenger RNA. It is a transcript of the gene TRAM2, whose product is annotated as translocation associated membrane protein 2. The record is from RefSeq and is a predicted model, not a curated record. Gene Ontology annotation, biological process: protein insertion into ER membrane; SRP-dependent cotranslational protein targeting to membrane, translocation. Lineage: Eukaryota; Metazoa; Chordata; Mammalia; Chiroptera; Molossidae. The transcript has 11 exons. Gene Ontology annotation, cellular component: endoplasmic reticulum membrane. The coding region runs from base 143 to 1255 and encodes 370 amino acids.